Molecule: messenger RNA, 727 nt
Organism: Mycena citricolor
Lineage: Eukaryota; Fungi; Basidiomycota; Agaricomycetes; Agaricales; Mycenaceae
Source: the annotation of a GenBank genome assembly
CCGCAUACAGCAUCGUCCAGAACGUUCAACUCCUACUUCCUUUCACUGAGCUGGUCUCUCAUUUUUCUCAAUAUGCCUUCCAUUCGCUUCGUGGCUGUCUUCCUCUUCGCUCUCGCGUUUGCGCUCGUCCAAGCUGCCCCCGUGUUCAAGGCGAAGCCUGUGGUGCACACCGGAGACGGAACAUUUUUCGCCCCGGGUCUGGGUGCGUGCGGGAAGACGAACAAAGCUUCCGACCUGAUCGUCGCCGUGGGCCACGGCGUCUUCGACUCCUUCCCGGGCGCGACCGCCAAUCCCAACAAGAACCCCAUCUGCGGCAAGAAGAUCAAGGCAACCUUCAAAGGGAAGUCAGUCGUCGCGACAGUCGAGGACCGCUGCGCCGGAUGCGCCGGCGCGGCCGAUCUUGACUUCACGGAGGCUGGGUUCAAGAAGCUUGCGUCGCUCAGUGUGGGCAGGCUGCAUGGCGUCAAGUGGGAGUUUGUGUAAGAGGAUUUCGGGCCUCCUUGUUUGUCGAAGUCCAUAGGCUGAGAAGAAUGAUGAAUGCUGUUCUCGGCAAUAUUGAGGGGCGAUGCGAUCUAUUUUCCUGUUGAUGGGAGGGUUGCAAGAGACUUUGGUGGGCUAAGUCUGUCAGCUGAGCAUAGCUUCAUGUGGUAUUUCCAUUCACUCAGCUAGUAGCUGUGUCAAACUUAGAGUCAAUCAGCGCACCUUUCUAUCAAUCGAUUUUCCCCGA